GCCGUCGUUCGGAACGAACGCGAAAACGCGCUCCAUAUCAUCUCCACGAAGAAAACAACAACAACAUACGCGUCGUCUACACUACCAUUUACUUUUAUAACUUUGCUUUAAGUUAUAAAUCUUACCGUCUUAUAAUUACGUCGUGCGUGUUUAAAAUUAGCGCAAAAAACUUAAUUAAGUUUUAAUAGUUUAGUCUUAGUUUUAAAGAUUAAGUUUUAUGACUAAAUUGGUUUGCACGAUUAGAACUUUAAAAGGCAACGAAGAUCAAUGACAUUUCAACAUAAUCGAGCCUGUGACUGGUUUAUAGUGCGCAAAGUGAAAGUACAUCGCAAGUGAACCAAAUACACAAAUGUGCAACAUUCGCGUUAUGACUCGAUUUGGACUCUAAAUUAACUCUCUUAUAAACUGUGAGUGAAUUGUGUGUGAAUUGCGAUUCGGUUUCAUUUGUACGCGUAAACGUCGGCGAUGUAUUGGAUAAUUGAGUUGUGAUAAAUUUAAAUGCUGAUGAAAUUGCUGAAAUCGUGGAUGGUGAAAUUCAAAACUUAUUAUUACAACAACACAUGUGACACCCGAGGCGAGACAUAAUAACAGAGCGAUGCGCACUUUUAUUUUUAGACCCUUUGCCAUCAAGGGCCGGGAAUUCAAUAUGAUCUGACCCGCAAUCAAUAAAACGCACGUUGUUUCGUUCGUAGAUUAGUCGGAUAUUAAUUUUUUGUUUCCGUAGAUAAGUAAUUAAAUUGUGUUAUAAAAAAGUGUGAAAAUUAGUAAACAGAUUUGUGUAUUCAUAUAAAUAUAAAUAUUAAUAUCUAAGUGUGUGAUAAAAUGUCUUCGACCAUAUUCGAAGUGCAACAAGAGAUUGCCGCCACCUUAGAGCAGCAGGACCUGCAGGCGGCGGUUGCAGCUGCUGCAGCGGCAAGUGGUAAACAUCGUGAGAUGUUGUUAGCUGGACGAGGGAGGCGUGCGUGUUCCGAGCAGGGGCCGCAUCCCGGCUCACACCUGUGGGGCGGUCGUGGUGGCGGCAAAUCCCGGAAGCGUACCUCUGCACCGCAAAUGGGUGCCAGCAGUGGCGUACGCACAGCUCUUAUUCUACGAUCACGAAGAUCAUGGCCUGUUGCCCCAGUUGCUUCAUCAAGGUAAGUUUCUUCAUUCCAAGAUGUUUGCAGUUGGGAAAUUUAUGUAGAAAUG
This is a messenger RNA of Dalotia coriaria, 1185 nucleotides long. RefSeq lists its product as uncharacterized. Bases 823 to 1137 code for a protein of 104 amino acids. The transcript has 2 exons. The record is from RefSeq and is a predicted model, not a curated record. Lineage: Eukaryota; Metazoa; Arthropoda; Insecta; Coleoptera; Staphylinidae.